Molecule: messenger RNA, 1638 nt
Organism: Colletotrichum karsti
Lineage: Eukaryota; Fungi; Ascomycota; Sordariomycetes; Glomerellales; Glomerellaceae
Product: isoamyl alcohol
Exons: 1
Coding region: 1-1638 (545 amino acids)
Source: RefSeq, a predicted model, not a curated record
AUGGCUCGAUCAACCAUCGCCGGCCUCCUAUCGGCCGCCCUUCUCUUCGCUUCCGGUGCGGCCGCCCAUGCCGAGGGUUGCGGAUGUUCCGACGGCGUCAAGCGCGUCACGUACAUCGUAGUCGAGAUGCCCGAGCAAGAGCCCGAGAACUUCCCGAUCUACUCAACCCUUUCCGCCUCCACGACUCUCCAGACUCUGCCCACGCCUACGCCUACACUCGGCGGCCAGUUCGCUGCUCAAGCAGCCCAUGUCAUCGAAGACAUUCCGGCCUACGAGCCCAUCGCCGCGAAGCCCGAGACCCUCCGGCCUGCCGAGAACACCACAUACACUUUCGGUCCCAGCGUCCCUCCUAACGUUGACACCAAGGACCCCGUGAACCUCGUGCCCGCCAAGAAUGUCUCUCUCUACUACUCGGCUGCCGACUCCGAGGAGCAGGGAAGCAUCAACAUGACACUGGCUCUCAACAACCCUGCUGUGGUUCUCGAACAGGUCGAUGCAGUGAAGAGCGUGGUCUGCGGCGAUGAUGAGCUCACGGUCUCCUUCUCUGCGUUGGAGGCCUUCGAUGAGGCCGUCAAGGACUGGUCCGAGUCCGAGGAGGGCUUCAUCUUGAUCACCAACCACUUGGGUAACUGCGAUGCCGAGUUCGAGCGCGGGUUCUUCCUGGCCACCGGCUUGAAGUCCAACAAGGACGACCUCUCCAUCACCGUUGCUGCCUCCAAGGAGGAACUUACCAACAUCGCCGGCCAAUGCGAAAUGUCCUUCUCAUCCUUGCCGGCCGCCACUCUUUCCAAGCGCCUCACUCUCGACCCCAGUGUCUCCCUCUCUUUUGCCGAAGGCCUGGCAGACAACACUGUUCUCUACAGCGACGGUCAAUACAUCAACGUGACCGCUGAUGAAGCCUGGUUCUCCUCCAAGAUCACCUUCUCCGGCUACCUGAAGUACAACUUCUGGGGCUUCAAGCUCGAAGCCCUCUACUUCGACCUCGACACCACCUUCGACUCCGCCGUCGGCAUCUCCGUCGACGUGACCGCCGCCUACAGCCACCAGCUCAAGUACGCCCCCGACGAACUUGCCUACUCCCUUGUCUCCGUCCCCGGCGUCGUCCAGCUCGGCCCCGGCGUCGCCUUCGCCGUCGGCCUCGACUUCGACGUCUCCGCCGCCGUGGGCGUCACCGCCGGCCUGAGCGUGGCCCUUCCCGACGGCAACGUGCACCUCGACCUCCUCGACAGCAGCAAGUCCGUGGCCACCGGCUGGGAGCCCAAGUACAGCAGCUACGCCAACAUCACCGAGGCGGCGGACGUGCGCGUCGAUGCGUCGGCGGACGUGACCGUCCAGCUCGCCAUCAAGCUUCUCGGCGGCCUCGUCGACCUCAGCUCCGGUCUGACGGCGACGCCCGGCUUCGACAACCGCUUCAAGCUGCGCGGAGAGCAGAACCUCGGCCUCAGCGGCAACUUCACGGCCCCGCCCACCCAGGCGAGCGCCGAGGUCCCCAAGGACGGGCUGAUUUGCGCCGAGAAGAACGGCGUCGAGCUGGCGACGGACUUUUACUUCAACCUUACCGCUUUCGCAACCAAGUUCUGGAGCGCGGAGCUGUACCACACCCGCGUGCCUUUGUGGGAUCUGUGCUACAGCUUCUGA